UGUGUAUAACAUUGAGUCAAGUUCUAACACAAAACUCAUUCUCAUUUACACUGUUCUUACUAUGGUUAUUCCAUUUUUGUAAAACGAAUCUAGAUUUUCAUUUCAAUUACACAAAGACAUUUAUUUAAUAUUUUUCAAACUUCUUACAAUAAUGGCUAAUAUACUAGAAAAAGUUCGAGAUAUAUAUAUGGAGGGUUUCGGGAAUUUCAUAGAUCCUAGGAACGAAGAUUCGUUUUUAUCUACGUUUACUUUUUAUAUCACAUUCGUAGUGUUGUACAUAUCUACAGUUAAAUACAUUGGACCGGUAUUCAUGAAUAAAAGGCAACCUUUCAACCUCAGAAAUAUUUUGAUUGUUUAUAACUCUAUUCAAAUAAUUGUCAACUUAUAUGUAUUUUACGAGUCUUUUUUAUUAAUCAAAGGAUCUCCAAGUUAUAUAUGUAUACAGUCUGGAAAACCUGAAUUGUUUAACUCAUGCAAGCGACAUUAUUUGUACCUCAAAAUGUUUGACUGUACUGAAACCGUUUUUUUUGUACUAAGGAAAAGCUAUAGGCAGAUAAGUUUUCUUCACGUAUAUCAUCACUGUAUAAUAUUAUAUGCGGCGUGGUGUGGUUAUACAUAUUACUGGGGAGAUAAUGUAACGAUUAUUCCUCUGUUGAACAGCUUUGUUCAUUCAUUGAUGUUUGUUUAUUACUUACUGACUUCUGUCAAUGCCAAAUGGAAAGAAAAUUUGAGAAUGAAAAAAACUAUCACAAAAAUACAAAUAAUUCAACUAAUAACAAUGUGUCUACAUUACGCUAUCUCAAUCUCACUUACCGAUUGUGAUGGUAGCGUAACAGUCUUACCUGGAUUAAUGUGGAUUUUUAACAAUAUAAUCAUGGUCUACUUGUUUUUAAACUUUUAUAAAAAAACCUACUUGAAUAAUAAGAAGAAAGAAUAAUGAAAUAAAUAAAACCUACUACUCUAUAAUACAAAUAAAGAAAUAUAAUUUUUAAAUAAUCCUUAAUGUGAAUAAAUUAUUAUCGAUGUUAAGUUAACUUUUAGUUUAAAUUGCAAUACAUGCAGUAGUGAUUCUGAUAAAUGAAGAUAAACAAGAAAUUGGAGGACUGCCUUUUGAUAUCUAAUCAGUAUUCAGCACAGAGAAUGUGAUGAUCAAUAUAGAUAAUUUUCUUUCAAUAUUUGCCCCUUUCACCUUGUUAUAUUUUAAUCGUGAUGAUUUUUCUUGAUGCUAGGUCUCUUUUCCAAUAUAUAUAUUAUUGAUUCAUUAAGAGUAUCCAAUCACUGAACUGUAGAUUCUAGACCUCAAAAUAUGAUGAUUCUGCCGUGGUUUAAUUUUUCGUUCUCUUUUCAAGUAGGCUUGUGUCACUUUUCGACAGUUUGUGUAGAAGCAAAAAUUGGAUAAUAAUAAGAAUAAGAAUUACAUUAGUAUACCAUUUAAUAACAAUUUAGUAAUUAGCAAGUGUAAUAGUUAUUUAUGAAAUAAUGCCUAGGCAUAACGAUUUUUCCAAUAAUAAGAUGCGCGAUAUGAUUUGUGUGUUUGUUCAGUCAAAUUAUAGUGGUCCAGCUGCGGCUCGAAGAUAGUCACAAUUAUGCCCAAAUCGAAGGCAACCCAUUUACAAACUGUACCGAAAUCUUUACAAACGCUUAGGUGAAACAGGAAUUUUUACGCUCUAAAACUGAGCACGGUGCUACAAAAAAAAUCACCGCCGAUGAAGAAGAUGAAAUUUUAAUUUGUGUUACGGAGAAUCCAGAUAUCAGUACUCGCCGAUUAAGUCUGCAAACAGGUAUAAGCCAAUCAUCUAUUUUUGUAUCCAUAUCAUUACACUCCUGUUCACAAACACAUUUUAAGGUUAACCUUUGAUGUGGUGUAAUAUGUGGGUAUUUAAUAGGUUCUUUUGAAGUGCCAAACAAUUUAAAUGAAGCUCUUUAUUUAGAUUUUCUUCAAGAACAUUUACACGAAUUACUAGAGUAUAUACCUCUCGCUUUAAGACAAAAUAUGUGGUUUUUGCACGACGGAGCACCACCACAUUAUUCUUUACAAGUUUGUCAAUACUUAAACGAACAGUUUCCGCAACGAUGGAUUGGUCUUGGAGGUGAGUUUGCUUGGCCACCAAGAGGCCCUGAUUUAAAUCCUUUGGAUUUUUCGAUUUGAAAGAAGCCGCGCAUAUAAUUAAAAAUAAUAGACAAGGAUUAUUUUAUAUUAAGAGAUCUUUACGAAAGCGGAUCUUAAAGUGUAUUGAAGUAAAUUGGUAGGCAUUUUGAACAUUUGAUUUGAAGUUUUUUAUUUUUGUAUACAAAUUUGUUAUUGUUACAUACCUAUUUGAGGAAUAAUAAAAUUUUUUUAUGAAAAAAUUAAAAAGAUUAUUUAAUUAAUAAAAUUAAUUUAAUUUAAACUUUUUAGAAGCAAAUAACUCGAUAACCGAUUGAGUUACACGAAUCAAAGAGAAGUAACUUUUUUUGUAGAAUUUAACGCUUUUAAAUAUUUCUCUAUUAUUUUAUUUUAGUUGUUAAAUUAGAGUUAAAUUAGAGUGCAAAUUAUAAUUCCUCAUGACAAAAAACGUAAAAUUGCCAAUUUUCAAAGAGAAAUUGUAAAAUUAUAAAAACAUAAAAAAUUAUUGCGAAAAUCAAAAUUUAAAUUUAAACUUGGAGACCCCGUAUCUCGGAAACUAGCAAUAUUUGCAUGAGGCAUGUUGAGCAGAAUCAUCAUGUUUUGAGGUCUAGAAUCUACAGUUCAGAUAUUGGACAAAUUGAUUACUAUAAAUACGCAAAUUGUCAGUGCCAAUAAAUAUAUUCGUCUGGGAAAUAAAUAUUUAAAAGAU
Molecule: messenger RNA, 2816 nt
Organism: Diorhabda sublineata
Lineage: Eukaryota; Metazoa; Arthropoda; Insecta; Coleoptera; Chrysomelidae
Product: elongation of very long chain fatty acids protein AAEL008004-like
Exons: 5
Coding region: 152-937 (261 amino acids)
Biological process (GO): very long-chain fatty acid biosynthetic process; sphingolipid biosynthetic process; fatty acid elongation, saturated fatty acid
Cellular component (GO): endoplasmic reticulum membrane
Molecular function (GO): fatty acid elongase activity
Source: RefSeq, a predicted model, not a curated record